UGGAUUCGGGAGGGGAACUAUUAAUUACCACACGCUCGCCAAGAAUCUAACCUCCUUGGUUCGAAACCAGCAUGGCCAACGCUCGAAGGAUCAGCGUCGGACUCCAACCCCAGCCAGUCUCCGAGACUCCACCUCCUCCCCCGCUGUCGCUUUCCUCUCCCUCCCCUUCGCCCGCCGCCGCCGCCGUCUCCUCCGUCGCCGUCUUCUUGAAGCGGCCCUCCGCCUUCCCCCUGCUGCUCUCCGUCUUCGUCCUCCUCACCUGGGUCUUCCUCCGGCUCGAGCACCCGACCUCGGCCGGCCUCCGCUCCUCCCUCUCCUCCGGCUUGUCCUCGUCUUCUUCUCGAUCCGGGACAGGGCCGGUCGAUGGGGCCGAUUCGGAUGCCAACCUCGUGAGAUUUAGCGCCGUGGAGUUCCCCUCGAAGAUCGCUAGGGAUUGGCGGGGGUGGCUGAUGGACCCCGUUACCGCUGCGCGAGAGGCUCGACUGCGUGGAAGAGCGUCAAAGUGUGCUUCAGUCCAUGUGGGUCAGAUCCAACCAGGUGGUUUAAGAGGCAAUCACCGGCAUCACACCUGCAAUGAGACGUUCAUCAUUUGGGGUGCAGACACAAAGUUCAGGUUGGAGAACCCUAAUGUGAAAGACAAGGGCUACGCAGAAGUCACCAUUCGAUACGAUGAAGUUGCGUUAGCCACGAGUCCAAGUGGGACUGCACAUGCUAUAAUUAAUGUCGAUCGUGUGCGGUCCACUUUUCUAUUGGGCUGUCAAGACAGUUUAAUAAAAACCAAUGCAUCAACUACUGAUUAUAAUGUGUGGAAAGACCUUUGACAUUGCUUUGGCGUAUGAGAUAUGGUGACCUUACAUUUUGUUUACUGAGCCAAACGGACAAAAGGGCAAACCUUGUGAGGUUGUGAUCCCUUAGUCAUCGUGUUUGCUUAAGAUGCCAUCCUUGUUUUACGCAACUGAAUCGUCACCGGAGGCUGAAUUUUGUAGGUCUUUGUAUUGAUGAAUGUCCUUCAUGUAGAGAGAAAAAAUACUGUAAGGUCUUCUUUUAGACUUGAUCCAUAUAUAGGUAUUUCUCAUAUGUCUCUGCAUUUUUUGAACGAUGCUUGAGAUGCUUCUGUUGAUAUAACUAUGACAAAUAGAUCGAUGUUAUUAGUUGCCACUGA
Musa acuminata AAA Group (dessert banana) is the source of this 1162-nucleotide messenger RNA. RefSeq lists its product as uncharacterized. The coding region runs from base 72 to 821 and encodes 249 amino acids. The transcript is spliced from 3 exons. NCBI's taxonomy places the organism in Eukaryota, Viridiplantae, Streptophyta, Magnoliopsida, Zingiberales, Musaceae. Gene Ontology annotation, cellular component: endosome; trans-Golgi network. The record is from RefSeq and is a predicted model, not a curated record.